Messenger RNA from Drosophila sechellia, 5482 nucleotides. RefSeq names its product Regulator of G-protein signaling 7 (gene RSG7). The record is from RefSeq and is a predicted model, not a curated record. Gene Ontology annotation, molecular function: GTPase activator activity. The transcript has 7 exons. Gene Ontology annotation, cellular component: cytoplasm; neuron projection. NCBI's taxonomy places the organism in Eukaryota, Metazoa, Arthropoda, Insecta, Diptera, Drosophilidae. Gene Ontology annotation, biological process: regulation of G protein-coupled receptor signaling pathway; intracellular signal transduction; G protein-coupled receptor signaling pathway. Bases 801 to 2756 code for a protein of 651 amino acids.
GCAACAGCUGGCUGGAUGUAAACAACGGUAUUGGCGCAGCCGCAGGACGAAAAGAGAGCGGAAGAGCGGAUCGAGAGAGAGUUUCUGGGGUAGGAAGGACGAAAAAUCGAUGAAGGACUAUCAGUAGGAAGCUCUAAGGAGCCGAUUGACUUUGGGCCGUAAAAUGAUUACGGGCUAAAAGCUAAAAAACACUUCGCGCGAGAGCGAGAGAGGACGUGCGAGUGAGAGGGAGAGAGAGAGAGGGCAAAAGGAGCAACAGCGACAGCAAGCGAAAACUUGGAAAAAUCGCUGCUAAAAAUAAAACAAAAAUUAAAUUUAAAAAUUCUAAAAAUCCACAAAUUAAAAACCUUAACUGGAAAGCUGCUGGAGCACUGUAACAAACAAUCAAACACCUUGUGUGCGUGUGUGUGUGUGCCAUAACUCCUGUGAAUUUCCAGCAUACAGGAAAAAAGGAAACGGAAGAAGAAAAGCAGCAAAAACGAAGUGAAAAUCAAGGAGGAGCCAGAGGUGGAAAAAGCGACCAAAAAUGGCAUUAGAAAAGGCAAAAUGACACCUACAAGCUGAAUAAAAUCUAUUUAAGCCAUCAAAUUGAUUCGCACACACACACCCGCCACACACACACACGCACACAGGAGAGCUGGGAAAACACCACCCACUUUUGUGAAAGGAGCAGCAGCAGGAACACGCCCCCCCUCCCCCCCUCGACGAGCAGCCGGCACCCGCGCCCCUCUGCGCCAAGCGUUUAAAAAUAGCCAAAGCUCUGGAAACCAAAUAUCCCUGGAGCGCAGCCGUUCGAGAAAAUGGUAACGAUGAACUCGGAGGCGGACAAAACACAAGCCACCAAUGCCAGCAGCACCGCGGCGCCGGCCAAGACGGACUGCACCAGCAGCAACAGCAGCGAUCCGCUGGCGGUGGCCAUUCCGGAGCCACAGUCCGCCACCGCCGUCGUUGGAGGCGGGGGAGGAGGAGUAGCACCCGGCACAGCCACCCCAUCGCCAACACCACUUUCCAAUGGUAGUAACAAUGACACUGGGUCAUCGGUCUCACCGGCAGCAACAGGAGCAGGAGCAGGAACAGUAGCCACAGCAGCAAGUGCUCCAGCAGCAGCAGCAGCAGGCACAACAUCGGCAUCCCCGCCAGCGAGCAACCCAACCACUGACUCCACAUCCACGGCCAGCGUUGUUGGAGCCAAGACGGCAGCCGCCACCACCACAUCCUCCUCCUCGGCCACAUCCUCGUCGACGGCGGCGGCGGGCAGCAAGCAGAGCGGCUCCAGCGGCGGACUGCUGACCGUCAGCGGGAACCACCAUCACCACCACCACGCCCACCCACAGCAGUCGGCGGCGGGUCAGUCGGCGGCCCAGCCGCCCCAGCCGCCCACCGCAACCGCCUUAGCGGUUCCAUCGGCGUCGCACCACCAACGCGGCGGGAAGAACGAGGAUGCACCCAAUAUCCUAGUGUACAAAAAGAUGGAGGCCAUCAUCGAGAAGAUGCAGGCGGAGUCGACGGGCGUGGCGGUGCGCACGGUGAAGGCGUUCAUGAGCAAGGUGCCAUCGGUGUUCACGGGUGCGGACCUGGUCGCCUGGAUCCUCAAGAACUUCGACGUGGAGGACGUGACGGAGGCCCUGCACUUUGCCCACCUGCUCAGCUCGCAUGGCUACAUAUUCCCCAUCGACGAUCACGCGCUGACCGUCAAAAACGACGGCACCUUCUACAGAUUCCAGACGCCCUACUUUUGGCCCUCGAAUUGCUGGGAGCCCGAGAAUACGGACUAUGCCGUCUACCUUUGCAAGCGCACCAUGCAGAAUAAGACGCGCCUGGAGUUGGCCGACUACGAGGCCGAGAAUCUGGCCAAGCUGCAGAAGAUGUUCUCCAGGAAGUGGGAGUUUAUAUUCAUGCAGGCCGAAUCGCAGAGCAAAGUGGCCAAAAAGCGGGAUAAGCUGGAGCGGAAGGUGCUGGACUCGCAGGAGCGCGCCUUCUGGGAUGUCCACCGGCCAAUGCCCGGCUGCGUCAACACCACCGAGAUUGACAUAAAGAAGGCCUACAGACGCGGUGGUUCCAGCCAUGGAACCGGAUCCGCCGGCGCCUCCCUGGCCAAGAAUCCCGUCGAGCAGCUGACGCGGAUCAUCGCGCUGCGCAAACAGAAGCUCGAGCGUCGCACAAUCAAAGUGUCAAAGGCGGCCGAGGCUUUGGUUGCCUACUACGACCAGUACAAUGAGUUCGAUUACUUUAUAACCUCGCCCGAGCUGCCGAAUCCUUGGCAAACAGACAGCACCGAGAUGUGGGAUACGGAGAAGAAUAGUAAAGAAGUUCCUGUGCGGCGCGUGAAGCGCUGGGCAUUCAGUUUGCGGGAGUUGCUGAACGAUGCCAUUGGACGCGAGCAGUUCACCAAGUUCUUGGAGAAGGAGUACAGCGGCGAGAAUCUCAAAUUCUGGGAAUCGGUGCAGGAGAUGAAGGCGCUGCCGCAGUCGGAGAUCAAGGAGGCGAUCCAGAAGAUAUGGCAGGAGUUCCUCGCCCCCGAGGCGCCCUGUCCGGUCAACGUGGACUCCAAGUCGGUGGAGCUGGCCCGCGAGGCGGUCAACUCGCCCAGUGGCCCCAAUCGAUGGUGCUUCGACGUGGCCGCCUCGCAUGUGUAUCACCUGAUGAAGAGCGACUCGUACUCCAGGUAUCUGCGAUCCGAUAUGUACAAGGAUUAUCUGAACUGCUCGCGCAAGAAGAUCAAGUCCAUACCGAAUCUGUUCGGGGUGAAACGUUGAGAUACGCUGCGGGGAUUCCCCGUCAUCGCAGUGGGCUAGAACGUCCUUGUGUAGGGGAAUUACCAGUUGAACUAGGUACUCAUUCGGUACUCAUUCGUUGUUACUCAUUUGAUUAAUCUGCCACUGUGUCGCGUGUUCUCUCGAUUUUGAAGUACUUUUUAUGUGAUUGUUUGUUGAUCGAUCGAUUGAUUAUGCGUUACCUCAAAGUGCCCCAAGAAAUACUUACAACCAAAUUUGCCCAUAGUAGCCGCCAUCUCAAGCUGUAUCUAUCUCCCUCUAAAUCAGACGAAAAGCUAAAACACCACUUACUAUGCAAAUAAGAAACUGCCAAAGGCUUGAUUAAGAACAAAAAAUAAUCGAAUACUGGAGGUUUUUCUGAAAUCAAUGGAUAUUUUAAAACAAUUACCAGCUGAGGUCUAAUAUAUAGGAAAUGGGAACUAAUUCCCCCACCGAAAAGCAAAGUCCCCAGGAAUUCCACAGCAAUAUUGUAAACUUUAUAAUUCCACAAUUGGAGAUUUCGAAAACUUGAUCAUCCUAUUUUUUGAAGCCACACAAUAGUUGUUUUCAAAUCUCUAGCGAUUCUCAGUUAAGCCAUCCGGAAUGUACUUAUUUUAAUAACCGAAUACGAAAAGUUGAAGACGAAAGACAACACCAACAACCGCCGAGACCUUAUUCUCAUACUCAUAAUAUACAAGCAAAUACGAAUUAUUAAUUAUUAACCGAAAUGCAAACGAUCGUAAUCGAAGACACCAAGAAAAUAUGAAGAAAUACUAUAGAGAAACCACUAGUAAAUGUCAAACUGUAACCAAAAAACACCAAAGAUACGAAAAUGCAAAAAAAAAAACCGAUUCUAAGAGGUACUUAUAUUCAAACUAAGAGAAUUAGCUUAAUUAAUAGGAAAUCAAAGCGGAAAUCUUACGUAAAUUGAAAAUUGAAAACUCACUCAUGCCAGACAGCUUUUGUCCGCAUGCGCUGCGAUAGCAUUCAGCUUUUCUGCCGGUCAGAACACGGGGGACACGAUCCCCCUUCUAUCAGAGAAAUGUAUAAAAUCAAAUCGUUGGCUUAAGUUCCUUUAACACCUUGAUUAGGUGUCUCUUUUCAUCGCUCCCUCUCUUUCUCUCUCUCUCCCACACACACCAGCACAGUUACCUGCAUACCCAUACACACCCACUCACAUAUCGUUAAGGCGCCAGAAAAAUAAGAAAGAGAAUAGCUAAGAUUUUAAUCAUAAUAUUUUUUGCCGCUCACUGUGCGCGUAUGUGUGUUUGACCGAGAGAGAGAGACGGCAUAAUGUUUUUUUUUUGUUUUUAGUAAAUGUUUACAAUUAAUUAUGUUAAUAAUAGACAUUAAAGUUAUAGCAACAAGUGGAAGAUUGAAGACGAGAGUGCGAGAGCCAAGUUCGGUUGGGCGAGUGGGCAGUGAAGUAGGAUAGAUAGGGUCAAAGGUGUGAUAGCUUAUAGGAAGUUAGAUCAAACAAAAAAAACAAGUGAGCUUUACAAACAAAUAAAGGGGCUAAACAACUAGGGAGACUUGAUAGCCGCAACGAACUUGGUUCUCUUGGUAAAAUCUCUCCCAAAAUAUAUAAUUCGGAUUGGACAAACGGGGUAAGACUCGAAACUAUUACACAUACAGUUGCGUCCAAAACAAUAGCAGCGUGGGCUUAAAACAGUCGAAAUAUCCUUACCUAAUACGAAGUCUCACAAGCAAUCAGCUGUAGUUUUGUGUCUUAUAAGAGAAAUAUUCAAAUUUCAAAUUAGGUUCUCGAAAAUAGGAUUUUCUUAUUUCAUUAUUAGAAACGUUACUGCUAUUAUUUUGGCCGCAACUGUUUGAAAGUGGACGCAGCUAUGUAUUAAUGUGAAACAUCAAACUGAUCCUCGGAUCGUUCGGAAUAGCAAUUAGACUUAGGUAAACUAAGGAACUUGAAACUUGGAACUAUAUAUAUACACAUGUAAUUUGCACACACACUCAUGCACUCAUGCUGCCUACUUUUGGGCCGAAAAAUAAGGAAUAACAAAGGAUACAAAAAUCAGAGGCGUAUUAAAUGUAUUUAAUUAGGAUCGCAUUGUGUGUGUCUAUCUAAUUGUAACUGUAAUUGUAAUUGUAAAUGGUGUCUACAAAUUAACAAGCAAAUAAUAACUAUACUAUAACUAUACAAUAUGAAGUAUACAGAAUUCAGUAAAAUUAAAGAUAAACGAAAAUAGAAGAAAGAAAACGGAAUAAUUAUAAACUACGAUAUAUACCAUAUAUCUCGAUGUGCGUCUGUGUGUUGGUAGUGACAAAUUUAAAUCGAUUUCGAAAUAGCCAAAGCUAAGACAAGAAAAAAACUGGGAAACCCCCGAACUCACACACAAAUUUUCCUUUUGGCUUUCCACUGUUAUCGUUUGCCAGAUUAUAUAUAAUUACAUAUAUAUAUAUAUAUUUAUAUAUAUAUAUAUAUAUAUAUAUAUAUAGGAACUGUUGGCCAACUGUUUUCCCCCUUUUACUGUUCCAACGCCCCACCUAAUGAAAAUAACCAUUAAAUGUAGCGGAAACUAUAAAAACUCUAAACAAAAUCGAUGAAAAACUAAGUGGUUAGAAAGGGAAAUUGCCCACUUAAAUCGGAGAAAACUAAUUAAAUCAAAUAAUCAAAAAAUAUUCGAUAUAUGUACGUGUACACAACAAGCAACAGCAAAACAAAUUUUUAGGUUUAGCCAGCAGAAAGAAAUUAACAAAAAAAAAAAUACGAG